AUUUGCCUUUCCUUGCCCUCACGUUGGCCCUGGCUGGUGGCUCCUCGUGGUUCCCCUCGUGAUGCUCCUUCCCCCAGCGCACAGAAGCUCUUUCUUGGCUCCAGGAGCUUUCCUGACAUCCCAUUUCCUCCUCCUGCAGCUUCCUUCUCCUGCAAUCCCCUGGUAUUCUCCUCCCUGUCCCAGUGCAUUUUCACCUCAUAAAGCCAGUUCCUCCAGGCAAGGAGCUCCCUUUGUGGGUAUCUUGCAGUUAAUAGGAUCGUAGAAUGGUUUGGGUUGGAAAGGACCUAAAGACCAUCCAGUUCCAGCCCCCUGCCAUAAAAUGCCAUUGAAUGGCACCACAAGGAUGGUGCCGACCCAGCCCAAUGCCUGUUUGUGGGGUGACUUGGAUUGUAGUCAACCCAUGGCCAUUAUCCAGAAGAAAACACCAUGCAAAGAGCCAUUUCCAUCCCAGUUUCCUCCAUGGUGCUGUGGGAUUGGGGCCAGGAGCUUUGGAAGAGCUGAACCCCAAGUGAUGGUGUGCUAGGUUCAGCAUCCCCCAGAGCUUCUCAGCAGCAAUGAGAGGUUAUUCCUUCAUCAAAACAAAGGAAAAUCACCCAAAUCCCUCCCUGUGGCCUCUGCUGUUUGGCAUAUUGGUGUUAGCACCCAUUAUAGGGAUGCUUCUGGUGCUUCCCAGGCUUCAAUCUCAGGUCCCCCUCUCUUCCCAGCUCCCCAUGGGAAGCAGCUCCGGGAUGCGUGGGAACUGGGAUAACUCCUUUGCCAGGUGGAAUCCCGACAUCUUUCCAGAGGUUUUGCCCUGAGGUUUAGGCAGGAGCAGCGUGGGAAUCCUGUGCUGGGAGCUGGGAAUUUCGUGUUGGUGGAUAGAAAUCCCGGGCGGUGCCGGAGCGAACACUGUGCCUUUGUCACGACAACGAUGUUUUCCAAGCCAGGAUUCCUCCUUUGCCACCCUUUGUACGGCCUGGAUAAGGGGCACAGUCGCUGUUGGGUGCUCAAAGAAGCUCAUCCUGAAGGGCCUGGUCCAUUCCACACUUCCGUUUGGAAGCUGCAUCCUUCAGGAAUACCUCCAUGCGCCGGGAUGGGUGAUCCCGAUGUCUUCCUGGAUCCCUGCGAAGGAGCCCUGUGCGGGUUGCCGGGGCAGAAGCGCCGCUGCAUGUCCGCGCUGGAGCCGGUUACCGGCCCCGGCCGCGGCUCGGAGGAGGAGGAGGAGGAGGAGGAGGAGGAGGACCGUGUCCAAGCGGUGCCGUUGCGGCGAUCCUGCGCCCUCCGCAUCGGCUCCCGGGAUCCCUUCCGCCGGCACAGCUGGGAGCCGGGCAAGGAGCUGCGCGGGGGCCCCGGCUACAACCACCUCAGAGUGAGUCCCAAAGGGCUGAGCCCUGAUGACAUUGACUCCAGCAUGGAGCAGUUGGAUGGGCUGGGAUGUCACCAGAGGGACCCCCGGAGAAACCCCUUUGUCCACAGCAACGAUGACCUGGAGUCCCUGCUUUCCCAGACCGAGGCGAACGAGCGGUGGGCACAGGAGGAUGCGCAGGGGUUGCCAAUAUCCCGGAGCCAGCAGAGCUUCCACAGCUACAGCCUCUCCAAAUCUGCAUCUCUCGGCAUCAUCAACAGGUCCCCCGAUGCAGACGAGAUUUCCCUCUUUGCCUCGCAGCAGAACCUGGUCAAUGGGUGAGUUGGGGGUGAGGUGUGCUGGGGGGUGAAUAAAGCACCUCAAGGACCAGAGGGGAGACUUAGGGAUGAAAAUAGGGAUUUUUGAGGGGUUAUGGCCGCAGGAUAGAUGCGACGGGGCCAGGCUGAGGCCUGACACACUUCACUCAUUGUGCAUCAGGCUGGUGGGGACGGUGGCUCUCUCCCCGCCGCUGGCAUCACACUGUGCCAGCGGCGCCUGUCACAGCCCAUUCCCAUCCUCAUUAGGGCGGUUGUUCCCGGGUGUCGCUGGCUGGGAGCCCCGCGGGGAACAAACGGGGACAGGGACAAGCCAUAGGGGACGGUGCUGCGCGUCCCUGCCCCUCUGUGUCUCCAGGGUCGGGAGCAGGGUUUAUCUACCCGGGAA
Neopsephotus bourkii (Bourke's parrot) is the source of this 2047-nucleotide messenger RNA. RefSeq lists its product as uncharacterized. The coding region runs from base 911 to 1666 and encodes 251 amino acids. NCBI's taxonomy places the organism in Eukaryota, Metazoa, Chordata, Aves, Psittaciformes, Psittacidae. The transcript is spliced from 5 exons. The record is from RefSeq and is a predicted model, not a curated record.